UUGUUGCAACGCAACGCCUGACCUUGACAUGCCGUCACGCAAAGCGAUAUAUUUGGGAAUCCUUUUUCUGUUGCUGGUGCAUUUGGCGGCCAUAGAAGCGCAAGAGGGUGAAGAAACAAAAGCGGGAGAAGAAGCUGCAACAGAGGCACCAGCGGGAGAUGCGGCUAAGACAGAGGCAACAGCGGGUGAAGGAGUUACAGGAGAGACUACAGCAGGAGAAGGCGCCCCAGGGCAGACUACAGGAGGAGAAGGAGCUCCAGGGGAGACUGCGGCAAGUGAACUACUUCCAGGGGAGACUACGGCCGGAGCUCCAGGUGAGACAACCGCAGCAGAUGGCGCACCUGGAGAUACUACAACAGGAGCUGCAAGUGAGACUACAGCCGGAGAUGGUGUUCCAGGUGAGACUUCAGCAGGAGGAGAUGGAGCUCCAGGUGAGAUUACCGCAGGGGCAGAGACAACCGCUGCAGAUGGAGCGACGACAGAGAAGCCUGCAGCUGGUGGCGCUCCAGACGAGUCGACGAGAACUUCGAAGGAGAAGCCUGCAGAAGAAGUAAGUCCCACAGAGAAGCCUGCUGAGGGAGCCAAGCCUACGGGAUCCGCCGGAGAAGUCGGAAAUGUCCCAGCACUUGGCGCCGAGCAGGAAGAUGCAGGCAAUCAGACAUCCACUGACAGUUCCGAGGCAGCUCCUGACAGUUUCAAAAGCGCCGGAGAAGAUGAAAAAGACACCAAGGAAGAGAAUGGAGAGAAGGGAGAAGACGACACCACGGACAAAGAUUAUUUAUCUAAUGGGAAUGGUACGCCGACGACCUUGUACGAUGAACAGACUCCAGGCACGAAUCCCACUUCGCCACCCGAUCCCACCACCACCACUGGCAUCAUGGAUCUGAUGACCUACAUGCCAGAGGACAAUGCCGGCGAUCCGUUUGUGAGUCCUGGGGCCUCCCACAGGCCCGGCUCACGGCACGUGAAGGCGCACGAUGGCUUCCACAGUCUGACGACGGAGCAGUAUUGGGCGCACUGGAACGAUCGUUUCACCACCAAGUAAUCAAGGAACGGCCAUCACUGGAGAGACUAGCUGCAGUGAAUGGGAAUGGGCGAUGACUGGUGGCGAUGGAUGGUGGCUGACAAAUUAAAUUAAACACAAAUAAAGUAACGAAGUAGUCGAAA
Molecule: messenger RNA, 1167 nt
Organism: Drosophila guanche
Lineage: Eukaryota; Metazoa; Arthropoda; Insecta; Diptera; Drosophilidae
Product: brain acid soluble protein 1
Exons: 3
Coding region: 29-1045 (338 amino acids)
Source: RefSeq, a predicted model, not a curated record